AUGCAACCAGAGACCUGUUUCUCUCCUCCUCCACCUUACGAGGCUACUGUGCAAAGCCCAGUCCAACGCCAGUACGGCAUCGUGGCGGCCGAUUAUCAAAGCCGGAGUAUCCAGCGCAAUGAACACACACAUUUCCAACCAUCAAAUCAACAUUAUCAACAAUGGGACCCGCCAAGACCAUACGGCCUCCCACAGUAUGAGAUGCAACACCAUAGCUCGAAUAUCGGGCCUGGUCCCUCAAACAGACAGGAAUACUUAUCAGAAACACAAUUUGCGGUCCAACUGCAAACAUCGCCACGACCCAAGGCAUGCGUUAUCCCCCAAGUGACAAAAGUCUUCGGAGGCUCCCAUAUGAGUCCAUUUGUUCGGGCCCGCGCCCCAGAGCUAGAACAACAAUAUGGCCUCUCCGCAAUCGAGCUCCUCACUUUUAUCGACGAACUCAAUGAAUCGUUCCUUGCCAAUCCAGCACUACAGGCCGCAGGAGCCAUCGGAAGUAUUGUCGGAUUUGUGCCUCUCGCCAGCACACAAAUAGCCGGUGGCGCGAUUAAUCUUGCGGCCGGACUCAGCGCUGCGGGAGUUUCAUUUGUCCGCACAAAGCAAUUCAUGAAGAGGUCGAAUGAGACUAUUUUCAAGCCAAAGGGUCUUCAUGCCCAGCUUUGUAAGACAGAUAAGAUGCUAGAACAUAUCGGCAUGGCGAAUAACGGCGCCGUUUUCGCGGGGCAGCAGAGUCGGGCUAUUUUGGAAAAUGGCCAGGUUGAGGCUGACCAGAAUCCAAUUUCGAGGAGGAUGGAGGUUCUCGGUGAUCGGGUCACGAAAUUAUCGUUUCAUGAUGUGGAGGCUCGCCUCGCACCAGAUAACUGGAUCAAGAAGGCCGGGGCGUAUUCGGCACAGCGGGCCGAGUCCAAACAGUUGGAGAAGUUGAACAAGAGACAAGCCAAGUCGGAGAGAAAGUCUGGCAGGCACGAGAGAAAAGCUUCCAAGGCUGAACGGAAACAGGAUAGGGCCAAUGAAAAGGUCGGAGAUAUUAUGGAGGAGAUGGAAGAGGUUCGUGUCCGCAUCCAGAGUCUUGAUCCAACUUCGCGAAAAUACGAGAAGGCGCAUAAGGAGCUUCGGGAGGAGUGGAAAGAACUGGAGAAGGACUUGCGUGAAGCAGAGAGAGACCUAUAUCGUGGUGAUAGGAAGAGUCGCAAAGUGGAUGAGAAGAGCCAGAAGCGACUGCAAAAAGAUGGGAAGAAAGUGAACAAAAUACUCUGGAUUGUGAUCAUGCCCGACUCAGAGUGUUCUUCUAGUGACGAUGAUGACUGGGAUUCGGAUGAGUCGAUGGAAAAGAAUCAUGAAUCGUGA
Messenger RNA from Penicillium manginii, 1344 nucleotides. RefSeq lists its product as uncharacterized. NCBI's taxonomy places the organism in Eukaryota, Fungi, Ascomycota, Eurotiomycetes, Eurotiales, Aspergillaceae. The transcript has 2 exons. The record is from RefSeq and is a predicted model, not a curated record. The coding region runs from base 1 to 1344 and encodes 447 amino acids.